Ostertagia ostertagi is the source of this 294-nucleotide messenger RNA. Lineage: Eukaryota; Metazoa; Nematoda; Chromadorea; Rhabditida; Trichostrongylidae. The record is from the annotation of a GenBank genome assembly.
AUGUACUCCUCAGACAAUAACACGGCCACCUUACGUGGAAAAUGCGAUGGAUGUGACACGAGUGUGCAAAUCCCAACAUUGGACGUAAUCGAAAUCAUGGGCUACGACUUCUAUCCCCAGUUCACCACCUUCACGCUGAAUGGAUUUAAGAUUAAUAUUGACACUCAGUCGUCAAGCUAUCUUCCGCUAUCCCGUCGGCUCUACAUUAAGACGAAGAAUCUGAUCAAUCUGUCUAAUGCUGAUGCCUUCGAACUCUCUUGGACUCAUCAGGCGAUCGGGGAAAAUUACUUCUAG